Messenger RNA from Mauremys reevesii (Reeves's turtle), 2974 nucleotides. RefSeq names its product growth differentiation factor 9 (gene GDF9). Bases 50 to 1447 code for a protein of 465 amino acids. NCBI's taxonomy places the organism in Eukaryota, Metazoa, Chordata, Testudines, Geoemydidae. The record is from RefSeq and is a predicted model, not a curated record. Gene Ontology annotation, molecular function: cytokine activity; growth factor activity. Gene Ontology annotation, biological process: BMP signaling pathway; SMAD protein signal transduction. The transcript has 2 exons. Gene Ontology annotation, cellular component: extracellular region.
UUUUUCUCAUCUAUGGUAUAACCUGUCAUGGGGAUAGGGUUUUUCUGCUAUGACCUCUAGCAUCAUGGUAAUUCCCUGGAGAAUCUUCAUCUGUUUCUAUUACUCUAUCAAGUUACUUUUUUCUGUUGCUCUGUGUUCUCCCAGCUCUAGGGAUGAGGUAGUGUCUGAGAGGACCCCUGAGCUGUUGCUUGUUCCUGAGGAUGAGCCCCCUGAGCUACCUCCAGUGUUGCUACUCCCACCAGGUGUGAGAAAUGGCUAUGCCCUCCUGCCACCUCUUCUCAAGGUACUGUCUGACCAGAGAUCUCACAGUUGGGAAGGUGAGUCCCCAAGACUUCAACCAGAUUCCAGAGCCCUUAGGUAUAUGAAGCGGCUAUAUAAGAUGUCUGCCACAAAAGAAGGGAUUCCAAAAGCCAACAAAAGUCACCUCUACAACACUGUCUGGCUCCUCAUUCCUUUUGCUGAGUGCAAGCACCACCCCAAGAACCAAAUAAAAGAAGACCUUCGCUCAGUGGAUCUGCUUUUCAAUCUGGAUCGUGUUACUGCGCUGGAGCAUUUACUCAAGUCUGUCUUGCUCUAUUCCUUUGACAGAUCAGUUUUUAGUUCUUCUGCCAUUACAUGCACGUGUCACAUAGCUGUUAAGGAAAAUGAUACUUCUGGUCAAGUGUGUCCCAAUGUACCUCAGCCAGUUACUUUUAAUCUGCACUUUGAACUCAGAAGACGCAAAUGGGUUGAGAUUGAUGUGACCUCUUUUCUUCAGCCUCUAAUUGCCUCUAACAAGAGGAGUAUCCAUAUGGCUGUGAAUUUCACUUGUAUGAAAGAUGAUCAACACCACAACUCUAACCUGGGAAAUUCCUUUAAUACAGCAUUGGUGCCUCCUUCUCUUCUAUUGUACCUAAAUGACACCAGUGAGCAAGCUUAUCGUAGGUGGCACUCCCUUAGGCAAAGAAGGAAAAAUCCAAUGUGGUCCAGAUGGAGAAAUAAUCCACUUGCAGAUUCCAUGGAAGAAAUGGGAACAGAAAAGAUGCAGAAUAAAAGGGCAUCUCGCCACCGAAGAGAUGAAGAUGUGAAAGAGAACCCAUCUGCUCCAACUUAUAAUUUGAGUGAAUACUUCAAACAAUUCCUGUUUCCCCAAAAUGAAUGUGAGCUUCACAACUUCCGACUAAGUUUUAGCCAACUAAAGUGGGACAAAUGGAUAAUAGCACCACACAGAUACAGCCCUCAAUAUUGCAAAGGUGACUGCCCAAGGCUGGUUGGGCAUCGUUAUGGGUCUCCUGUUCAUACAAUGGUACAGAACAUCAUAUAUGAGAAAUUGGACUCCUCUGUUCCAAGGCCUUCUUGCAUUCCUGCUGAAUAUAGUCCCUUGAGUGUCUUGACAAUAGAGCCUGAUGGUUCUAUAGUCUACAAAGAAUAUGAAGAUAUGAUAGCUACUAAAUGUACUUGUCGGUAACAUUUAAACACCACUUUACUGCUACUUAUUUCAGAAUAUUUUUCCAAUACUCUAAGCCAUCUGUAGUCUUGACCAACUGAAUGUCAUAAGUGUAAGUAACUUCUAUUAAAUAGAUAUGCUUACAAUUUAGCAUGGAAUCAGUGGCAGGUAUCUGCAUAAUGGCAUCACUUAUUUUUGUAGCCCCUUGUAACUAAUUGGAAAUAUGAAAUUAGAAAUUUAAGGAAACUACUUAAUUUCCUUUUAUAUGGAGAAAUCAUCCAUAACUGAAAUCCUGUACACUUUUAUCAAAGAUAUAAUUCUAUUGUAAGCUUUAAUGCUAUGGAUAAAAAUAAGGGGAAUAAACGCCUGUCAUGUCAUGUCAUUUGUGUGGUUCUUGUUCUGUCUUGCUUGCAUCCAAAAGACACUUUAUAUUUUUGGCAAGUGUCUGAGCACAGAAGGAAGCUUUAGUAUUUCUGACUCUCAAUCACCCAAUUUUAAGUAUGCUUUUAAUUAUUCAAACCAGUUCCCUCUCCUUUACUAUGACAAAAUUCAAGGUUAUCUCUGAUAAACUGGCAACCUGUUUUGUCAAACUGUUAAGGCUUUCUUAGAGGUUGAUAAGUGAAUAAACUAUUUAUCUGGAGACCAUCCUAAUUUUGUACCAGGAAGUCUAACUACAUUUCUGGGCAGUAACUAGUAAAAAUAUUCUCAUUCAAACAUUUAAGAGAAUUGUUUCUACAGUUAGCAGGAAAAAUUACUCCUUACUAAUGGGUUAUUUAAAACUGGCAUUUAGUAACUUUUUUUUAAAUGCUGCUUUUCUAUUAUGGCCAGCUAUGACCAAGAAAUAACUGUUCAGACUGUAAACUAAACUUUAGAAGUGAAACCAUACUUGGUACAAUGAAUUUAAAUGUUCUUUUCAAGCAGGAUGCUGUAUAUUUCAAAAAAAAUAAACAGUUUAGUCACACUUUCUGCUGAAGUUAAAUGUUACUUAAAUACAGUAGAGUUAUGAACUGACCAGUCAAUUACACACCUCAUGUGGAACCAGAAGUAUGCAAUCAGGCAGUAGCAGAGACAAAGCAAGUACAGUGUUAAACUACUAAAAUAAACUUUCCCUUAAAAAAAAAAUUGACAAGGUGAGGGAAAUUUUUCUGUGCUUGUUUCAUUUUAAAUUAAGAUGGCUAAAACCACUAAUUUUCUUCUGCCUAGUAAAGUUUCAAAGUUGAAUUAAGUUAAUGUUUGGUAAUAAAUUUUAAAAGAACCAUAAUGUGGUGUUCAGAGUUAAACAUUGCAGUUAAACCACCAUUCCUAAGGCAUUCAUAACUCUGAGGUUCUACUGUAUGUAUUGGUAUUCCUAAACCUGAAUACUCUCCCCCCAAAAAGGCCAGGCUUAAUUGCUUUAAAAUUAAAGUUCAGUAUAUCAAAUAACUUAAUGUUCCCUAGUCUUAUGGAUCUCCAGAGCUAAAUCUCUGGUCCUGAUACUAUUCUAAACAUCUAUUCCCAUGAACUUCUGCUGUCAACAUACACUCUGUAAUGGAAACCUGCCCCAAGAGC